Molecule: messenger RNA, 7752 nt
Organism: Paramecium tetraurelia
Lineage: Eukaryota; Ciliophora; Oligohymenophorea; Peniculida; Parameciidae
Exons: 13
Biological process (GO): calcium ion transport
Source: RefSeq, a predicted model, not a curated record
AUGCUAAAAAAGAUUACAUAUGGAUGUCAGAUAUCGUUGUCGUUAUGCAGUGAGAAUGAGUCCUACCUUUCAACUGAUUAACUUAAUGAUAAUUUAUUGGUUCAUAAGGUCACUCAUCAAAAUGAGAUUCUGAACUUUGAUAAAUGCAUUUUUAUGAUCAUCCCUGUUCUCAACCAUUUUUGGAUGGCCAAAUUGGUAGAGAUAGUCAAGAAUGACAUUGACAAAGAAAUCAAUAAAAAGGAAUCCACAAUUCAAUCUAGACAACAGACUAUAAAAUCUUAUGAAAACAAUCUUGAUGAGGAGAUGACAGCCAAUAUCUCAUGUUUCUAAAAACUGCAGGACACUUCACUACUAUUUGGAACAUCCACUUUUCAUUUGGUUCACAAAGAUUCUCUUCGCUUUGUGAUGAUAGAUCAAGAAUCAGUUCGAUUGGUUGAAUUUCCAUCUGACUACACUGUAUUGCACUUCCAACCAGUCUAUUAAUAUCAGAAACAGAUCUCAUGCAUCUUGGAUUCAGAGACUGUGACUCUGUGUGCUGCAAAAUCCAUAUAAAAUAGGAAAUGUUAUUUGAGACUGAUAUCCAAGGAUUCAGAAGACCAGGUGUCCUCCACCUAGAUCAAUCCAACAUACUUAAAAAUGAAUUUAUAUAGCAGUCUACAAGAGAAUGAGGAUUUGUUGUAUGCAGGAGAUCUGAUUGCAAUCAACCUAAGUGAAACCAAUCUGUUUCUGAAUGCCAAAUAGCCGUAUGAUACAUUUCAUGAAAUAGCUGAUUAUCAGAUACAAAGACUACAAAACCAAUUGAGUUCAUUGACACUCACCAAAAUCAUCUACGAGGAUCUCAAGGUGACCUUCGAUGACGUAAUUGAAAGAAUCGGCAUGAAGAGAGUCUAGAAACUUCAGAGCAGUUCAUAUUGGAAGAUAGAAAAAACAAAUGGACAAGGAGGAUAGAUUUAAUUUUAUCAACUGGUUAGAUUAAAACAUAAUCAAUCCUCUCGAUAUUUGGAGUUGUUGAAUGGUGAUCCCAUCUUAACUAAUUAAUUGAGUAAACUCUCCUUGUUUAUUUUAAUUCCCAUAGAUGAAGGAUAAAAAAUUUUAAAAAAGGACUCUUAUUUCAAGAUUUAGCAUUAUCAAUCUGGGAUAUAUUUGGAAGAUUAGAAAAACAGACAAGAAAAUAGAAACAUUAACAUCUUGAGAUUACGCAAGAUUGGAGAAUACGAAGACACUGAAACCAAAUUACUCUAAUAUUCUGUUAAGAUUUUUAUAGAAGCCAUAGAAUUAUUGCAAGACAUUAAUGAUUAAGAAGUGAAGUGUUCAGUAUACGAUAUGAAAAAUAAAGAAGGGGAGAUCAGAUUAAAAAUUUAGUUUUACUUCCUAUAUCAAAAGGUUAAGCAAAUACUGGCCUAUGUGAGUGACUUUCUAAUGAACAAAUUGAUUUCUAAUCUAUCGCCUAAUCAAAAAUAUAAUCAAAUCUCAUUCAUACGAUAAGAUUCCUUCAGAUAAGAACCGUUGUUUCCGCUUAUUUGUCUAUUGUUUUAAAUGCUCAAGCCAGAAUUGGUUGAUUAAAUAGCUCAAAAUGACAAAGACUUUUUUGAAAAAGAAGAGAAAUUCUAUUAGAUCACAAAAACAAUCAGCAGAACCGACAGAGAUGAAGGAAGGAUCAUGUAUUACUACAGUUUGCAACUUAAGAUGCUCUAAGUAUAAUUAAUUGAAACUAUUAACAUCAUUUGUAAAGACAAUAUCGAAAAUUAGAAUUGCUUUUUCUAGUUUCUGCCUAUACUCCAUAAGCACAUAAUACUCUAUCCUGAAUUCAUCGCAGUGUUAAAUAGUCUAGUUUGUAAAAACCGAUUUUUUCUAGAAGAUCUCUCCAAAAUUAGAAAGAUUUCAUCCAACAAACCAAAUAAAAAUGUAUUCAUUCUUGAGUGGUUGACAGAAAAGGUCUCUUUAAAUUCUGCAGCCAAAACUGAAAUCCCAUUUAGUCAAAAAACUGAAAUUUUGCAUUUAUUAGCCACCUGUUGCUCUUUCGGAGUUGAGGCGAUAUUUGCAAAUCAAGAGAUGAUUUUCAAGAUGUUGAUAAAUAAGAAGAAGAACAUUACCUUAAUGAAAUGUGUCGUAGACGAGGAAAAGAACAUUAUUAUUGCUUGUAAUGGCAAGAUGGGCCCUGUUUCUAUUAAAUUUGAAGCCUAUUUUGAACCUGAUCAUAAGAAUUCCAAUCCUCAUUAUUAGGAAGAACUCAAUUUUCUAAAGGCUCAAUUCUUCUUAUACUCUUAACUAUGUUUAUAGAGAAACUAUGAUUCUAUCAAAUAUUUUGGUGAACAAUUCAGUGACAACUCCCUUGUUCCCUUAUUAAAUAAUAACUUGAUUGAUCCAGAGUUAAGAGCACACUUGAUUGCUCUCUGCAAAAACAUUUACUUGGACAGAGACCCUUUAAUCUCUCAAGCAAAGCCAACCCUUAUCAGAGUGAACAUUCGUAAUAGUUAAACAUUCUUUGAUAACAUGUUUUAUGAUGACGACGACGAAGUGUUCGAUAAGGUGGAGUUAGAAACGAAAUCCUUGUAUUACGUAAUUAAUCAACUCAAAGAGAUAAUGAGUUCUUAUUUAAAGUAAAUGGUUCACAAUCUUCAAGAGUAACAACCUCUAAAAGUAUACAAUCUUCUCACUUUAUAAAUUAUGAGAAUCUUAUUCAUGUUAUUGCAAUUUGGAUAGUUUUCUAAUAUAAAUGAUGAGAUGGCCAAGUAUAGGAUGGACGACUCCAAGGAAAUUGAGUAUGUUUUGGAAAGAUUGAUAUAACAGUUGUCCGUAUUACUGGAGUAUGACUUUGAUUAUUAAAAGGCGAAUUCUAUAUUGAAAUAGAAGAAUGUCAAUGAGAAACUAGCAAAGAUCAUUUAAAUUUAAUCAUUGAAGUUCUUUAGGAAAGCAGAAAAAAAGAAGAUCAAUAAAAGCAGCAUUGAGACAAUUAGAGAUCCUCUCUUAAGAAAACUGCAGAAUGUUAAACGAGUUCUGAACAGAUUUUACAAUAAGAUCUUUAGUGCUUAAACGAGUACUUCAGAUUAUGAAAUAGAAAUUAAAAUAGAGAUUUGCAAAAUAUUUUAAUAUCUUUUGGAUAUGAGAUUGGACUUUAUGAUUGAUAAUGCAAUUGCUUUCUUCACCAAUACAUUCUUGCCUUCUGUUUCUAAGAAAUUCAUACAUUCUGAUAAAUAAUCGCUGCAUGGUUCAACUGAGAACAAGUCCAAUUUGUAGAGUCAUACAGUCUAUUAUAAAAAGAAAUAUUUGGCUUAAUUGUAAGGACUAUUGAGGGAAGAUCUCCUCAAGCCAGGAUAGAAGAAGUUUCAAUAAAGAGGAAUUAAGGAUCAUGUUCAGAUCAAUAGGAUUAGACACUUUGAUAGGAUUAUUGAUAGACCAUUUAUAGAGGUGUUAUUGAAAGGAUUCUACUUUGCGAACGAUCAUGUCCUUUAGAAUCACAUCGUAGAAUUGAUUGAAAGAUUCUAAAAUCAAAGAUCCGAGUUUUGUAAUUACUUAAAGCAAAUCUAAAUGAUAAUGACAAAUAAUUUGUAGAUUAUCUAUAGGACGAUGUAUAUUUUGGUUUAAAAGUUGAAAAACAAUGUGCAGAAUUCCUAAAUUUGGUUACGUCUCGAUAUUCCAAUAGCAUUGAAUGAAAAGAAUGAGCAAACAAUUGAAAAAGUGUUAGAGAAAUUGGUUGAGAUCUAUACAAUAAUAUCUAAAAAUGAAGCCAAUGAGAAAUCAGUUAGAAAGAUAUUCUUAAAUUGUGGUGGUUACUAAGUGGUCCACCAAUUAAUAGUUAAAUGCUUGUCAGUGGUUGAUGUGAAUAUGGACAUCUUCGAAUGCAGUUUUGAAUUAAUUGAUUAUGAUGAGUAGAAAUAGUAUCAACAAGAAUUGGCUGAGAAGAUUCUAUCCAUCUUUUAAGCAUGUCUUCGCUUAGUGGGACUAUCAGUCAGAAAUGAUUACUAAAGCUAAGAGUUUGUGUUGAUCAAACUAGCAAGGCCCUUAUUAAGAUACAAUAUGGUGAAUUUGGGUCAAAUCGAAUUAAUAAAUGAAUUGUUUUCCAAUAAUCAAAGCUUGUUACCUUUAGUGAAUUCAAACGAUUUGUAUCAGUUGUUAGAAUAUGUCAAACUCUAUGGAAAAUACUAAUCCUUUAUAGAACUCUUCACUUCAAUUGUCCGAAACAAGUAGUGCUAAUCACUCUACAAAGACAUCUAUUAGGCCUUAAUUUAAUGCGAAUCAAAGGAUAUUAAUCCAUUUUAGGAAAACUAUAACUUUUAGAAAUUCUAUCCAAAUUAACCAAACAUUGAGGAAUUUCGAUAGAGUUUCCUUAAAAUAAUAGAAGUUGUUUUAAUUCAUGAUGAUAGAGCAGCCUUAUCAGUCAAAAUGCUAGAAGUGCUUGAUUUCACUGAUUUGACAUCCUAUUUGUUAGAAAAGACAUAAGAAAUGAGGAAUACUAACUUGGAUGUCGAAUUAUAGGAUAGUAUAACUAAGAUUAAAUUUUUCGUCUGCAGAAUAAUAUUCACUUUAUCAAAGAAGAAGAAAAAAUUGUUGUUAGUUCAUGAGAGUUAUUUUUUACAAAUUAUCAGUAUCGAAGCAUCGUGGCUUGAGUAGUAAGAGUUCUUAUAGCUUUCUGCUAAGACUUACAUAGUUGAAGCAUUAUUGCCUUUAAUAAAUACGUACAACGAAUAUGCCAACAAGAAAAACUCAUUCAAAACAGACAUAAUCUAAAUUAGAUGUUACGCUUUGAGUGUUCUAAAACAAUAUUCACAAUUGACUAAGAAUGGUGAUACUUCAACGAAGUAUUAAGUUCACAGAUUGAUCAAAGCCUUUGAUAUGAAAGUUCCAGAUGAAAGGAGUGAAUCAGAUUCAGAUCAGGAGAGAUUGAUGAGUGAUAUGUACGGAGAGACGUUUAAGACUGAAAAGUUUGAGGAAUACUAAGCCACAGAAGUAAGUGAUGGAUCAGAUCAAGGGUGUAAUGAUUUAGAGUUAUGGGAAUUCUUUAAGAAAUUAUUCGAAAACAAUCCGAAAAUAAAGGAAUUCACUGAAACUGAUCAACUAGCUUAAUCCAUUUGGUAUGUGAGCGACAUGUUUACAAAUGAUUUUUGGUAGGACAAAGAGAAAAGAUAAUUGAUUCUUACAAGUGAUGAUAUACUACAAAAGGUUUUAGGAUUUUUAUAAUUUUGGAAGUCAAACAAAGCGUCUAAAUAAAGUGCCAUAUUUGCCAUAAAAUUGUUAAUACAAAUAAUAAACAUAGAUGGGAACAGAAUUCAAAUACUUGAUCAAUUAGGAGGCACAAAAGUCAUACUAACCUUAAUUUGGGAAGAGAAUGAAAGUGAGAAUGACUACAUUAUUUAAUUAUUGAUUCUCAUUAAAGGACUCUUGGUGAGUAAGCAUGUUUAGAAGACAACCUUAACUUUUUUGAGUCUUGCUAUUUCUAGUGACAAGUUCUUUUAAAAAAUGGAAAUGCUAUUGACAAUCGAGCAGGAUUUAAAAAUAUCUACUUUGGUUUUGGAAAUCAUGGAGUUGAUGUGUAAUGACAAUAACAAGGAGUUACAAAAUUUGAUCCGUUAUUAGAAAAACAAUAAAAAGUCAUAUGAUCUCGUUCAGUAGACAAUCAAUUAUCUGUGCUCUUUAGACAUUAAAAAUAAUUACGAGUAACUAAUUUAAUGUUUGAAGACAAUCAAGUCUCAAGCGUAUGCAUGUAGACCAAAUCAAACAUUAGUGGCAAAUUCUAAAUUUGUUGAAUUCUCUAUUCGAGUGUUAAAUGACUCAUCAUUAAAAUCUUAAUUAGAUGAUGAGCAAAUUAAUUAAUUGAAACAUUAGUGUUUAAUAAUCUUGUUGGUGGUGGCUGAGAUUAAUACCAAAGAUGAUUAUAUUGUACAGAAAUUAAAGAAAAUAGUUCCUAAGACAGUGUUAGUAUAACAUUUUGUAAAUGUAUAUCAUUAGAUGGUAAAUUGUUAUGGUGAUGUCAAUUACUCGAAAUUAAUAUUUGAAGAUCAACCAAAUUUCAUUAUGGAAAGUGGAUUCAAUGCUUACAUUUUAUAUGUUAUCCUUUCAGAACUGAAUUAUGUUGUGGAGGACUUGGAAGAAUUUAAAAAAAAUGAAGAUGAAGGGUAAUUAGUCUAAGAUUUCCUGAGGGAUAAUAUAUUAAAUGAACUCUCAAGAUUGGGCCAAUCCUUGAUGCAACAUGGAUUGGAGUAGUUGAAUCAAAUCAAAUAGUAAUUUAGUGGCCAAGUUGAAGAAAAGAUCAACAUAAUCAAAAAGCACGAGAUGAUCCACAAGGCAUUCCAAUUUUACAAAUUGAAUACAUUACAAGUUGAAUUUGUUAAAGAUGAUGUACUUUACCUGACUUAUUUUCCAAAGUUGCCAUGCUUCUACUUAUUAAGAUAGGAAACCAAAAAGUAAUUCUUAGAUCAAGCAGAUAGAACAAGCACUAAAACAAAAAUAAUUAGUCUUGUUAACUUUGUGGAUUCAGCCUAUAAGUUUAUGCUGCAUUAAGAGGCUCUGAGAGACUACUUUAAGAACCACAAGUUCUUAGAGAUAUUGGCUAGAAGAGGUAAACUCUGGAUGCAACUUGCAUUCUACAAUGGAUUCUUAAUUAAUUUAAUCAUAAUUUUAAGUUAUACUCAAUUAGCAUUUCCUCCUGGAUACUAACCAAAAGAUCCUGAUGUAAUUUAAUAUUACCGAUUGAAUGAACCAAGAUUCUUAGGAGAUUAUAAUAACACAAAUACUAAGUACUAUUUGAUGAUCUUGGCUUAUUUGAAUUUGGCUAUAAAUUUCAUGGUUUUGUUUUUUUAUCUCAUUGACAAAGCCCCUGUUAAGUUGUAGUUUGUUUGGAAUGCUUGGCAUGCUUCUUCACUUAUCGGACAUAUGAUUUCUGGGUUGAUUAAGUUCUGGUCAUUGAUUUCGACAUAAUAUACUACAUUCUUCAGAUAGCGUUCAAUAUCAUUGGAAUAACAAUUCAUCCAUUUUUUUUUGGCAUUUCAUUUGAUCCACAUUCUCUAUUUGGAACCACUUAUACCCAUUUUAAAGGCUGUUUGGUUGGCUAAAUUUAAAUUCAUUGGAUUAUGGUUAAUAAUAGUGCUGUUUGAAUACUGGGUAGCCUUGAUAUCAUAUGUGUACUUCUUUGAGUUUUUCGUUACUGACAAGAAUCAGAAUCUUUGCGAUCAUUUAUGGCAAUGUGUUUAUGUGACCUUUGAUUGGACAUUUAAAACAGAUGGGUCUGUUGGAGGGAUGUUCGAAUCGUAUCUGAGCAAUCUCAAUAAUUACUAUGGAAGAUUCUUCUAUGACAACAUCAUCAACGUAAUCGUAAAGUUGUGCGUCAUUAAUGUGCUCCUGGCUGUCAUUAUCAUUUCUUAUUCAGAAUUGAGGUCAGUCCAAAAGUAAAAGGAGAAGGACUAGAAUCACAAGUGCUUCAUUUGUGGAAUUGACAGAUUGGUGUUUGAUAAAACUAGUCAAAACACUGGGUUUUGGCAUCACAUUAAGGUUGAACACAACAUUUGGAAUUACCUAUUCUAUAUGUGCUAUUUGAGAAUGAAGUAAUCCAAUUUUAAUAAUGGUGUCGACAAUUACAUACGAGCAAAGCAAUUGGCUGGAGAUUACUCAUGGUUUCCAAUUAGAAGAGCCAAAGCCUUGUCUGUUAAGUUUUAAAUGAUUGAGAGUGUCAAACACAAAAAUGCAACUUCAAAGUCUAAACUAAUCUGCAUGCUCCACUCCUUAAGAAGACUGGUUUGGAUUCAUAAAUAAUUCUGA